AUGAUAGGUAAUGAUAAUAAUAAACUUUUAUUCGGCGGCGCCACCCUCAGACCAUCCGAUCUUAGCGGUGACAUUUCAGUCGAUGAAUCCUCCCGUACCGACGGCAGCAGGGAGGAGAUUGUAGAUUUCGCACCCUUCACCAGUCAGCUGGCAUCAAUCAAUGCCACUCUUAACCAGCUCCUUUCAUUGAGGACAAGUGUGGAGACGCUGUUGCCUGUUCCAUCUAAGGUUGAUCAGUUGUUGGCCUUAAAACCAGCUGUCGAAGAGCUUCGCAACACGGUCCAAGGAUUACAAACGACCGUUGACUCUUUUAGCUUGAAGUACGAUUCCGUGCUCGCUCUGGCUAUGACAAAUGAAGAGGCAGUUAAAGAACUUCAAAAGGAGGUUAACACGGUUAAGGCAACAAUGAGAAAGCAGUCGGAGACCAUUGAGAGACUGAAAGACGAGCUUAAUGACAUGCAACAAUACAGCCGUCGUUCCAACAUGGAACUGCAUGGUUUUCCGCUCUCUCAUGGUGAGGAUCUAAUGAAGGUCAUAAGUGAUCUCGCUAGGCCCCUUAACCUUCCAACACCUCAGUCGUCAGAUAUCCUGGCAAUUCACCGUCUGACCAAAAAGCCGGACUCAGUUCCGGUUAUUUUGAUUCGCUUCGCCUCUGUCACCCUAAAAGACGCUUGGAUGGCGGCACGUGGUAGACUUCACAGGCUGUGCCAAUCAGAAAACCAACCAAAGCUAUUCUUCAACGACAACCUUACAUCUUUAUUUUACAAAAGAUUUGGUGCCGAAACUCGGGAACUCGUCGCCUCAUCAGCGGCCCUUACCAGAACCGGAGGACGAUCUGACGACAUGAAACGGGUCAGAACAAAACGGACGGCUCGUCGCGGUCAAACAACCCGGCUAAUCAAGGAGGUCAGUACAGUAUUUUCAAACGAAGCCUACGACCUGAAAGACCUUAUAUUGUUGCACGAACGAUUGAGCCGCAGCAGCGAGGAGCUCAAGACCCUGAAUCGGGAGCUGGAACAAUUUGUGGCAGAUGGAGAUUUAGAGCAAGAACACGAGAGCGUAAUGAAUUACGAGGACCAAGUGGCCAGCGCUCUAGUUACACUGAUAUACCACACUGACCGGCUGAAGUGCAGUCAGGCAGUUGCGGCACCUCCGGCGACGUCUGAAGCGACAGAACGACACCGCAAAGAAACUCCAACGUUGGUGGCAAAGCUACCGAAGCUGGAGAUGCUGAAAUUCGACGGACGUAUCGGAGAGUGA
Messenger RNA from Ixodes scapularis (black-legged tick), 1260 nucleotides. RefSeq lists its product as uncharacterized. The transcript has 3 exons. Lineage: Eukaryota; Metazoa; Arthropoda; Arachnida; Ixodida; Ixodidae. The coding region runs from base 1 to 1260 and encodes 419 amino acids. The record is from RefSeq and is a predicted model, not a curated record.